AUGUCCAAUUAUAACAGCAUCGUCUCUAACCCGCUGGCAACCCGCUACAUUGCCAAAUUCAUGCACCAAACCGAAGAGUCCGAGGCUGAAUUAGGAGACCUUGAGGUCAUGGAGCAGAGUCCCGAAGACGAUGGGCACUCACCAAUGCUUGCCAACACCGUCGAGGGUGGAGAGAACCUCGAUGAGCUAGUCGAAUACACGCUGCCUGACUGGGCGAUCCUUGAACGGCCUGAAAUAACAAUGAACAGCAAUCGAGGCUGA
Penicillium arizonense is the source of this 261-nucleotide messenger RNA. RefSeq lists its product as uncharacterized. The record is from RefSeq and is a predicted model, not a curated record. Bases 1 to 261 code for a protein of 86 amino acids. NCBI's taxonomy places the organism in Eukaryota, Fungi, Ascomycota, Eurotiomycetes, Eurotiales, Aspergillaceae. The transcript has 2 exons.